AGCUAAAAGGGUCGGUUAUUUCCACUGGGUUGAGAAAAAAGGUAUGGCGUUGGCAAUGCAGUCGGAUAGUCUAUAUUGAGGUGGAAAAUGCACAUUAACAGCUUUCAACAUUGCCGACCCAUGGCGAAUCGGUGCUAAUCUGCGGUAUGUUUCAGGAAUUAACAAGUGGUGAUUGUUGCUAGCCAUACCAGGAAUAAGGCAAGGCGGUGUAUACUAGUGUAUAUAUUUGCCGUCGGUUUUAGUCGGCAUCCCUUCUGUGAAAUGGUAGCACCCAACCUUUCUUCAUUCAGCCGCUGCUAUUGUUAGCGUGAUUGUGAGGUUUUGUGGAUGGACUGGUAUACAAUUGUAGGCAACCCUCCACCGGGGACUGAACCCAACAUGGCUGCGGCAGACAGCACGUCGCUAGACUCUCUGGCUUGGAGCGACACCGAGAUGCGCCUUUCGGACAUUGAAGCGCAGUACAAAUUCCCACAGCUCACCAGAAUCACUCCCGACACAUACAAGGCCCUGGGACCACAGGCCUGCACAGAGAGCGAGGUCGUUUUACUACAGGACGCGACAAGGGCCAGCAAAAUCAUGGCUCGACUAUUGAAAAGGGACCGCAAAGAUACCGGUCCCAGGCUAGCCAUUCCGCUAAAGUAUCCGGGCAAGUUUCAGAUGCUGCGCGGCCCAAACGUCUCCAGAUCGUUCGAGAAUGUAAAACAGGUAGCCAACGUGUUUCCGUCCAAGAUCUUUGCCCGGGAAGACAUUCGGGAGGAUUCGAUACUGCUCAUGAGCGAGGUGAAGCCAAGUGACAGUGUGUCGUCCCGCGGGACUAACCCCGUCGUGGUCUCGGAAAACGAUGAGCUCCGGCCGCUCGGUAUUGUCGUAGCACGGCAGCAAAAGGAGAAACGAAAAUCAUUCCUCGGUAUAUUCAAGAAAAAAGAACCGCCAAGAUACCUAGAAGUGGUCAGGAAAAAGGACGGAAAGCGAAUCCAGCUCCCCUUUACUCUGAAGGCCAGGUUCAGCACGGGCGGGCCCGGCCAGCCGGACAGAGUUGACCUCACCACGCACUUGACGGCUGAAGAAAUCGUCCGGAAGUUCCCGCUUCCUCUGACAGUUCGCCUCGUCAGUGGCCAGCGACCGAAGACAAUCUCAAGGGAGGAGUUUGGUGAUGGAGUUAUGUACUUCGAGGCCACCAGGUCAGAGGUCGUCGUCUUGGCAACCACUGUGGAGCGAAGUGACAACAUUCUCCUGGAGUUUCCGCUCAAACGUAACAUGUCGUUCCGCGUGGCAGAGGGGAUGCUGGCAGCUGGAGACCUCCGGAGACAGUAUCAUCUCGUCAUGGCAACAUUCAAGGAAAAGCAUCCUGUUGAUGUCACUAAGUACUGUGAGAACAUCAAAGUACUCACCCGUCUAGAAAAGCCCAAACCAACAGCAGAAAAGUCGCCCCAGCAACAAACAACAAACGGCCUUUUGAGAGAGACAAUUCCUCCCAGAGUUCCGGGAAAGCCCCUUGCGGCAAAGGCUAUUCCUGCAGAAAACCAAGUUCCCGAUUCCAGUAGUAAGGGUACUGAUGAACCCGGGGAGUCUGGUACACUGGGGGCUACAGGUGUGGAAGAUCUCCCACCUCCACCGCCGGAGCUACAGAUCACACCAAAACAUGUGGCUGAGUCUGACGACCCAGGUACGCCUACUUCUCAAUCCGUGUCUGUUGUAACUGCUGACUCACACCUCUCGUCACAGGUGGGCGGUACUGUCCCCGAAGAAAGGGAAGCUGUCGCCAAGAAAGACGAGGACAGUGAGUCCCAUCACACACCGCGUACCCUGACAACAGAGGAGGUGGAUGUACAAGUCCCCAAACAAAAAGACAAAGAUGAAGAUAAAAACACAGAAGAACCACGUCACAGAGUGACCGCAGGCGGUGAGGAGGACAUAACUAAUUCUGUUCCCUCACGUAUCGUGAACGAAGUUCGCCAACACGCUAAUAACGUGAGGGAGGCAAACGAGCGACUCGUUUGAAGAAUUAGAUACAGAAAAAAAAGUAAUGACAAAUAUACCAUAUACUCCUAAACCCAAGUAGAUUUGGACACACAUGAAAACCUAUCGGACUAACAGCCUCAAACGUCGUCGAAAGUUGGACUGGACGAAAAUACAGACUCAUGGACGUCUUGGAUGUGUAUUUGUUGCUAGGUAUCUAGAGACUAGAGCCAACGUAUUCAGUCCCUUAUCAGCGUAGUAUUGUAUUUAUAUGACAUUGGUGUGAAUUUUGGUUUACGCAUACGUAAGGUUUGAUGUGGUCUUUGCAAUUAUGCUAUUUUUUUACCAUUACGGUAAUUUUUUUACAAUUUUUCACAAAUGACUUAUGAAAAAUAUAUGCAUUUGCAAUGGCCAUUUCUAGUGUAACUGAUGAUAUAACUUACUCAAAGUCCAGUCCUCCCGGUGACGGACAUAGUUGCACUUACUGAUUCUUGGGGUGUUCCUUUGCUUCCUACAUUAAUGAAAGCUGAAAUGUGACCCAUGCACCUGAAGACAAGUUGAGUAUGAUUUCAGGGCUAUUUGUGUGAUGCGCCAUGGCUCUCGCAUGUAGCCAAAGCACACCAGGUCACACCUAAUCUUGUUAUUACCUGUGUUGGGUUCUUUUUCAUGUAGAGGUUUGAUUGAGACUAUAUAUUGGCUAGGAACUCAAUAUCCUCCUGUAUUGUAAGUAGCUUGUACGGCAUAUCUAUUCAACAUUUAUGUGUUCACAAUUAAUUGGUAUCGAUAUUUGUACACUAAAGAUAUUCUAAGUAAAUCAUACGUUAAUAUUUUGACACAAAGAAACAAACAAUAUUAAUCGUUUAGUAGGAAUAUUUAAUACACAAGAACAUUGAAUACGGUCAAUAAACUAUAGUUAUACAUUGCGGUAGACAAUUGUACAUGUGUGUGUUG
Messenger RNA from Branchiostoma floridae (Florida lancelet), 2910 nucleotides. Its product is annotated as GRB2-associated and regulator of MAPK protein 2-like. The transcript is spliced from 3 exons. Lineage: Eukaryota; Metazoa; Chordata; Leptocardii; Amphioxiformes; Branchiostomatidae. Bases 328 to 2001 code for a protein of 557 amino acids. The record is from RefSeq and is a predicted model, not a curated record.